AUGCCGUUUUGGGUGGACAGUCCGCAUAGACUCCAUGCCCACUGUGCUCUCUUGCACUUCCAUCGAGACCUUGUGACCAGGAGCACCGAGCACGUGAUUGCCAGGCCUGAGUUUGCAGUUGGCGCUCGAGUAGAGUACAUCAGCACCAGAAGUCAGCAGCUGAUGCGUGGUGUGAUUACGACCCGCAGCCCCUGGAACAUGCUGGAGAUCUCUUCAGAGCCUGGGCAAUGGAUCUCUGUACACAACCUCACCCUUCGCUUGGUGGAGCGGUCGGAAGCACCAGUGGCUAGAUUUCCGGCAGGGGCCGCUGUGGAGUACGCUGGCGGCAGAAAUCAGUGGCAAAGAGGUCUUGUAACUGCAGUGAUGCCCAGAACUGGCAACCUCCAAAUUUCCCUCAGGCCUGGGUACUGGAUGAGCCCUGCAGAGCAGCGGAUGCUCCUCAGACCAGUGCAGCUGCAAAUGAGCUCGUCUCGGUCAAUCACAACAAUGGCAAACGGAAGUAGUUCUGUCAGCACCUUUCCCGUGGCGGGAGCCCGUAUGCUUUUCUUCUUUGCUGGUGCCUGGAAGUCUGUUGUUGUUCGAAGCACCUCACCAGAUGGAAGGGUGGUGCACAUUGGCUGGCAAGAUGCUGGUAGCAACUACACCGCGAGCGUCCCGCCCGAAUUACUGCAGGAAGAUACAGCAUUCCGUGAUGAGGAGGAGUUGCGGCGACUGAGUGAACGGCUCGCGAGGGCUCGGCACGAGAAUCCCAUCGAAGAUUACAAGAUCCCGCAGGCUUUGGAUGCGCUGGCCCUCCCGGGCUUGCGAUCCCAGGAUGGACACUUCAGGCUGCGCGAUCACAUGCAGCACAAGAUGGCAAAAGCUAUGAAUGCUAUGACCGAAUGCUGGAUGUUGGGGUGA
This is a messenger RNA of Symbiodinium natans, 900 nucleotides long. NCBI's taxonomy places the organism in Eukaryota, Dinophyceae, Suessiales, Symbiodiniaceae. The record is from the annotation of a GenBank genome assembly.